AUGGCCACCGGAAAAAGCUAUUACCCACGGCCAAGCCACCGUUUCCUCGGCACAGAUCCGUCGUACUACUCCUCCACCACCGACUCCGCCUUCGAGUUCGACGAAUCCGAUCUCUACUCCUCCGAUUCCCCCCGGAAAAUCUCUACAUCCGUCAGAUCCGGCACAAAACAGUCUAACCGUCCGUCGUCUUGCGCCGCCGUGGCGGCGAAGUCUCUCCCGGUGAACGUCCCGGACUGGUCGAAGAUUCUCCGUGAGGAUCGCCGCGAUAAUCACCACCGGAGGAGGAUCGAGGAGGACGACGAUACGUUUCAUCAAUUUGGAUAA
Messenger RNA from Eruca vesicaria subsp. sativa (arugula), 324 nucleotides. NCBI's taxonomy places the organism in Eukaryota, Viridiplantae, Streptophyta, Magnoliopsida, Brassicales, Brassicaceae. The record is from the annotation of a GenBank genome assembly.